AUGUCGGAGAGAAUGAAUAGUCUACUGCAAGUCGAACCUCCAGCGUACCUGAAUAUGGAGGAGACAGGGCGAUUGGCUGAUAACUGGGAUCUAUGGCGAACGCAGUAUGGAGACUUUCGUACACUGACAGAGAUGGACCGCGAAUCCAGCCUGGUGCAAUUGGCUUCGUUCCGUCACACCAAUGGUCCGAAUGCUCUGCGUGUCAUAAAUGGAUUCACGUAUAGUCCGGAUGAGGACCGUGUAGUUUGGCAGGUGGUGAUGGCGAAGAUGGAGCGCUACUGUCUUGGCGAAUCUAACGAGACUUAUGAACGAUACAUUUUCAAUCAGAGAAAGCAGCAACAU
Messenger RNA from Echinostoma caproni, 342 nucleotides. The record is from the annotation of a GenBank genome assembly. NCBI's taxonomy places the organism in Eukaryota, Metazoa, Platyhelminthes, Trematoda, Plagiorchiida, Echinostomatidae.